This is a messenger RNA of Sphaeramia orbicularis (orbiculate cardinalfish), 3172 nucleotides long. RefSeq names its product alpha-2A adrenergic receptor-like. NCBI's taxonomy places the organism in Eukaryota, Metazoa, Chordata, Actinopteri, Kurtiformes, Apogonidae. Gene Ontology annotation, biological process: G protein-coupled receptor signaling pathway. Gene Ontology annotation, cellular component: plasma membrane. Bases 443 to 1621 code for a protein of 392 amino acids. Gene Ontology annotation, molecular function: epinephrine binding; alpha2-adrenergic receptor activity. The record is from RefSeq and is a predicted model, not a curated record. The transcript has a single exon.
CUGAGCCAACAUUUUAAUUUCUUUUUCUAUUUAUUUAUGCAUUUUUUUUUACUGUUCAUAGAUACACUCUUCCCAGAUUUUUUGGCAAAGGAUUGAACUGCAAGUUUUUUUUUGUUUGUUUUUUCAUUCUAGAACCAUUGAUGGAUAAAUACAUAUUUUUGAGGAAUUAAUUUUUCUCUAUAUUUAACAGGGGAAAGAAGGAAUGAAUGAAGUUCCCUUUCAUUUCAAUCCAGUGAGCUAUUUCUUGUGAUUGUUUCCUUUUUUCUGACUGAUAUCGAGGCAAGCUGCAGAGAUUUCCUACAUUAUCUUCCAAUGCAUAAAUUAAAGAAGAGACCUCAUUUUCUGAUGCUGUGUUUUUAAAUGAAUGCAAUUACCAGACAGCUUCCAGGCCUCCUAAAAGAGCAGUGUUCAGACAAGAUCAACCACACCACAGCUCAUCCUGAUGGAUUGUUUUAACAUCACCAGUGGAAAUAAAGUUGAUUAUACUGUGCCUCUAACGAUCCUGGUGGGUAUCCUCAUUUUGAUAAUUGUUUUUGGCAAUGUCCUGGUUGUAAUCGCUGUGAUCACGAGUCGGGCCCUGAGAGCUCCGCAGAAUUUGUUUUUAGUGUCCCUGGCGUGUGCAGACAUCCUGGUCGCCACUCUUGUGAUGCCAUUCUCUCUAGCAAAUGAAUUGAUGGGAUACUGGUACUUUGGGAAAGUAUGGUGUGAAAUCUACUUGGCUUUGGAUGUGCUCUUCUGCACCUCAUCUAUUGUUCACCUUUGUGCAAUAAGUCUGGACAGGUACUGGUCUGUUACUCAAGCGAUUAAGCACAACUUGAGAAGGACACCAUGCAGAAUCAAAUGCACAAUCUUCAUAGUUUGGAUUCUCGCAGCCAUAAUUUCAUUCCCCCCACUUAUCACAAUGAAGAAGGAUGAGGGUAAAGUGGACUGUCCGGUGUGUAAAAUUAAUGAGGAGAAAUGGUACAUAAUAUUCUCCAGUAUCGCCUCUUUCUUUGCUCCCUGUGUCAUUAUGAUUAUGGUAUAUGCUAGAAUCUAUCAGGUUGCCAAGAAGAGAACACGAACCCUGCCAGGAGAAAGGCACAGAGAAAAUGGCAACAUGCAGGACAUAAAAUAUGACUUGGACCCCCUGGAAAGAAAAGAGGCAGAAAAAGGAGACGAAGAUCAAGGAAAGGAUGGGGAGGUUAACGGGGUAGAUGUGGAGGAUGAAGCCUCCUCGUCUGAUGGCAAUGAAACCGCUCUCUGCUCCCUGAAGAGGAAGAGAGGUCUGAGAAUGAACAAAGUGACUGAAGUGAAGCCUGGAGAAACCUCCCCAAAGCCAGAGGUGCAGCCCUGUAUGAGAGCCAGCAAGUGGAAAGGAAAGCAGUACAGAGAGAGACGCUUUACAUUUGUACUGGCUGUGGUCAUGGGAGUGUUUGUUCUCUGCUGGUUUCCCUUUUUUUUCACAUACACGCUCACUGCUUUAUGCGACAAGUGCAAGGUCCCAGAGACAUUGUUCAAAAUGUUUUUCUGGUUUGGUUACUGUAAUAGUUCACUUAACCCUGUUAUAUACACUAUAUUCAAUAAUGACUUCAGACGGUCUUUUCAGAAGAUCCUUUGUAAACAGCAAAGAAGAGGAUUGUAACAAGGAAGGUGGAAAUAUCAUGUUCUAUAUAUAAGAAGAUAUCUCAAUAAUACUUACAAUAUGUGAAUAUGUUAACAUUUGUAUACAUCCCUAUCAGUAUAGUGUUGUUUUAUGAUAUCAUAUCAGCUACUGUUACCCAAUAUGUUACUUAUAUGAGUCUCAGUUUAAGAUUUUACAACUGUGAAAACAUGCAUGGUACAUUUACUGUAUGUGAUAAUAUCUAAACUCACUAAACUUUUCACAUUUCAUUUGAUGCUUGAUGUUAAUUUCAUCGUAAAGGUGAGGGUCUGACAGCCUGAUUUACAUAAAGAAAAGCGUUAAUGUUACAAUUCCUUCCAUAAAAAUAAAUAGGCAGCUUCAUUUUUCUGAAUGCAAUGAUGUAUUUUGAUAUUUGGAGUGUGAACUAAACUAAAGGUUCACAUAUACUAUUGUGACAGCAUUUAGGUCUAAUUGUGCUUCUAUGGACACAAUUUCAGUGUUUACCAGUGUACCAUCAGACUGUAUUAUAUGUAAAUAUCGUAUAACCAGUGUAAGGUCAGACAUUUUAUAAACCAAAUCAUUUAACUGACUAAGUUUCACUAUCAUUCAAAAUGUAAUUAUGUGUUCAAGCAGGAAUCAUUUUCUAAAGGUAAUGAAAUGCCAAAUGAAGCCUCUCCUUGUUUAAUUGCCCCCAGAAUCAAAGCAAAAAUUAUAAACAAGGAGGAGAUAAUUGCAAAUCCUGCAGAUACAAAAAAGAAAAGCUUGCAACCUUUUACUUUUGCCAUUAUUGUACCACUGUAGGGGAAUUUACAAAUAAUAUAAUAUAUGUUAUCCCCAUACCACCCACUUUCUCCUUUCCUCAUAAUAGCAGCAACUGAACAAGACAAUUAUUUGAAAAGAAAAUUACACCCAGGAGGUAGGGAUGGCACAACAAUAUUGAAUGCAGUUUAUCAUGAAUUAUAGCCCUUCAUAUCAGGAUAUUAUUAAAUUGUUCCCUAGAGUCAAACAGAAAUCGUGGAGAGAUAGAAAUAUGAGUGGCUGCUGCAAAUUACACGCUGAAGUUAAUAUCCACAUAAGAUUGUCAAUGUGUUGUUCUGGACUGUUCACAGUAUUCCCUCUAUUCUCCUUUCUGGCUUACAAUUUAUACAGCUGUUUUACUUCAUAUAUAUGAAAUAAAUGAAAGACAAAAGGAUUUAUUGUGACUGGUAUUAAUCUGUGACAGUGAUUUGACACUAACUGUACCAGACUCUCAACUUUUCCUCCCAUCACCUCUUAUGUUACAGCAAAUAACAAAAUGAUUCCCAUGACUUCCUUUCUGGGACCUCUGGUGUUUUGAAAUUCCUGUGGUACACAUGUUUGGUCUCAACCAUGUCUCUGGGUCUUAAAAUACAACAUGUACAGUAGUACUUACCACAAAUGGUAACAACAACUAAUGAUGAUAAAGUUCCCACAAUGAAUCUUAGAUGAGAAAUGUGGGGAAACAUAGAUAUUUGAGGGUUUGUGGUAAUGAGAUAAAUCCAUUUCUGUAAAUUUGCUUUGUGAGGUUGUGAACACUGAAACUGACACAAUAAA